AGGGGCUGCACAAUCGACAAUCGAGCUGUGCCAGGAGAAUGCUUAAAAUGAAUCCGUCACCCGGCGCUGGUGUCCCUGGGGAGGGCGAUACUCGCUAGAGCUCUUGUGUUGGCUGUCAUAUAAACACUUACACCGUACAUGCCGUCACAAUAUCUUUCCCGCUCACGCUCGAGUAUCCCGGCUCUAGGCAGGACUCCAGCCGCUAUGACAAACAAACAAUAUAUAGAUCCCGGCUCAGUGCUACCGAACAAGACCUUGCUGAGAAGAACAGCAGAUCGCUUGCUCUCAAGCAGCACCCCGAUAUUUCUAACGAGAUUAUCAACUCACGUCUUGCUAGCGGGCCAAUUACGGCGGGGCCAUUCCUAUACGGGGCGAGCAUUUCUCCGACCUAUAUAUUUCCAUCCCCUAAGUAAUCAUCUAUGCAUUUUGUUGAGCCGAUCGAUUAUUCUUACGAGGCUUUCCAUGCAUGCACGAGUUCAGAUCUGGCCCUCAUUAUCCUCCAUAUCCCGCGUGAUGUGUCAAGAGACUCCGAAGCAAGAUUGUAGCUCAAAGUCCGAGUCAUUCGUCCCUUUGCUACCAACACCCUAACCCUACAUUCAUAUCACAGCAACUAGAGCGCGGUAGUACGUUCAGACCUCCAUUAAAGGUACGCCGGGUUUAGCUGCCACG
Molecule: messenger RNA, 669 nt
Organism: Cantharellus anzutake
Lineage: Eukaryota; Fungi; Basidiomycota; Agaricomycetes; Cantharellales; Hydnaceae
Exons: 3
Coding region: 139-588 (149 amino acids)
Source: RefSeq, a predicted model, not a curated record